Messenger RNA from Linderina pennispora, 987 nucleotides. RefSeq lists its product as uncharacterized. The transcript has a single exon. The coding region runs from base 1 to 987 and encodes 328 amino acids. NCBI's taxonomy places the organism in Eukaryota, Fungi, Kickxellomycota, Kickxellomycetes, Kickxellales, Kickxellaceae. The record is from RefSeq and is a predicted model, not a curated record.
AUGUCUUUUGUUAGCAAGCAGCCUUUUAUGUAUGCCUCUCACCAGGACAAUCUAAGCAGCGGUAUGAAGCGACAGAGAAAUGGGAACCCAGCACGAUACUCAGUCUCUCUGAAGAGUGAAACGGGUGCUGUUGCAACGACGGUUCAUGGCGACGCUGCUGUGAGUGUGGGCCAAAUUUCGCAAUGGAGUGAGCAGCUUUCCAGCCUUGUUUCCAACGCCCAGGACUAUUUGAGUGAGCGCACUGUAACCGAGGCAACCCACAUCCAUCCUGAAUACUCUGCUAUUUCUCCGUCCCUUAUGCUGGUGGAGUCACUGAGUGAAUCCAGCAGCAAUGUGACACCAGCCACGCUCUCCAACCCUUCAGACAUUCCUGUCAUUUAUGUGUCAGACUUUCCAAAGGAGCCAAGUGUCUCUGACAAGCGAAAGCCGCGUAUCCCGAUUUCACAGCGGCUGGGCCCCAGAAUAAGUAAACCAACUAAUAGCAGGGCAUACACAGCCGACAACUUGAAAAGGCGCAGAAAACACUCAGUUGUAUGCAAAAGUGACUUCGUUCACAAUAUCAGACGUGUCUAUAUCUAUGGGCUCAUGAAGCCCCCAAAUAUCUCGAUGCGAGCUUGCCUCAGCAACAGCUACGGUGUUGACCCAACGGGCAUCAUAUUUUCACACUACAUCGCCUAUCAAGUAACUGAACUAUUUGUUCAUGGCCAGCACACGCAAAGACUAACCAACGGGCUAUCCAAAUUGAAUAGCGUAUUGCAUCUGAAGGGGUUUAAACCAUUGGAGCCGAAUGUCCUACCACACUAUAUACUUUCAUUGGCGCAACUAGAUGCUUUUCCAGGCAUAUACAAAGAGAGCAUUAGGGCCACGUUUGGGAAUCCACAUAUGUUGAGGGGAACGUUUGAGAGAUACGCGCAAGAGUAUAUGGUGGAAAUUGGAGCCGUGGCUCUCGACAACACCAUGGCCGCUCCUGGAAGACACAUUCUCUAG